AACUUCUUUAUUAAGUGAUUGAGAACAUAGUUAUUUAUAUAACCUUAAUUAAUUUUUAAUAGUUACAUUACGAAGAUAAGAUAAAUAAUAUAGGUUUUUUUAUCAAUUUAUCUAUUGAAUCUUACUGAUCAAUUUGAUGAUAAAAAUAUAUUUAUUUAGGUGUCGAAACUAGGAAUAUGUUGCGAUUAAAUGGUCCUAUUGGAUGGGUUCUUGCAGUUUUGAUGCAGGGGGCUUUACUACCCGCUGUUAUAUUGGCUCAAACGGAAAACCCCAAUGUAUCUUGUGACAACGAAUAUGCUUAUUAUCCUGAUCCAAACGAUUGCAGCUCAUUUUUUCAAUGUAUAAAUGGCACCAAACAGCACAUGGAGUGUGUUUUUCCACUCCUUUGGGAUAACCAUAUACAAGGAUGUGAAGAAGAGUCCGACUGUUCACAAGUCAUUUCAACAACUUCGGGUAAUUCCGAAUCAACUUCAACACAAGUCAUUUCAACAACUUUCGGUACUUCCGAACCAACUUCAACAAAAGUCAUUUCAACAACUCCCGGCGAAACAACUUCAACGUCAACAUGUAACGAUAAUGACUUAAAACCUGACCCCAAGAAUUGCAAGAGUUUUUAUUUUUGUGAAAAUAACCAAUGGUAUGGCCCUCAGGACUGUCCUUCAGACCUAUUUUGGAGUGACACCAAAAACGGAUGUGUUAAUUAUACCGAAUCAGACUGUGGUCAGACCACACCGGAGAAUAUAAUAUACUACUAAAAUAAGUGAGGGAGCAACGAAGUAAUAUGAAAAAAAUCAGGAUUUUGUAUGCAAUAUACUUGCAGAUUAAUUUUUUAGCCCAACAAACUUUGAUUUAUGUACUAAUUGUUAAUUAAAAUGCUUCACUAUAACAGAUCAUGUUCUUAAAUUAAUUUUGUAAAAUAUUUUAUAUACUUAAUAAAACUCUUUAAAUGAACUAAAA
Molecule: messenger RNA, 957 nt
Organism: Diabrotica virgifera virgifera (western corn rootworm)
Lineage: Eukaryota; Metazoa; Arthropoda; Insecta; Coleoptera; Chrysomelidae
Exons: 8
Coding region: 177-755 (192 amino acids)
Cellular component (GO): extracellular region
Molecular function (GO): chitin binding
Source: RefSeq, a predicted model, not a curated record